Molecule: messenger RNA, 9849 nt
Organism: Diaporthe amygdali
Lineage: Eukaryota; Fungi; Ascomycota; Sordariomycetes; Diaporthales; Diaporthaceae
Product: hc-toxin synthetase
Exons: 2
Coding region: 1-9849 (3282 amino acids)
Biological process (GO): amino acid activation for nonribosomal peptide biosynthetic process; secondary metabolite biosynthetic process
Cellular component (GO): cytoplasm
Molecular function (GO): catalytic activity; phosphopantetheine binding
Source: RefSeq, a predicted model, not a curated record
AUGGCACCCUCGUUAGACACACUCAUUCCAUCUCCACCCACCGCCUUUCAGGAGGUACACGAUAUAUCAGAGAUCCAGUAUGCCAAGAAAGUUGCAAUUGAGGUGUCGGUGAAGUCAGCAGAUGAGUUCAGCGAUGGACAACAAUCUGUGGGAGAAAGCAUGGAAGACAUCUUGCGGGAGCUAUGGGCGGAUGUCCUCGAUAUCGACCCUGAAGACAUCAGCCCCGAUUCACACUUCUUCGAGCUUGGCGGCAAUUCCCUCGCAACAGCCGAGCUAGUGGCAGCGGCCACCCACCAAUAUCCCGGAAUAUGCCUCUCUCGCGAGAUGGUCUUCCAAGCACCCUUCUUCGCCGACCUGGCAGCCCUCGUAACCCUGGCGGGAGCUGGCUCUCCCACGGCCGAGACAUCAUCUUUGCAGCCGUUCGGGCUGGUCGAUGACGAGGACGUCAAAAUUGCAGCUGAACAGUGUGGUGUUUUGCGAGAACAUAUUGAGGACGUGUACCCAGCCACAGCACUGCAGGCUGGCCUGAUGGCUCGAUCACUCAGCAUCCCUGGGUCGUAUGUGUCACAAUGGCUCUUCCACUGUGCCUUUCCUGUCGAGCCUCAGAGCCUGUGCGAGUGGCUGGAGCGGACAAUACAGAAAUUGCCUAUUCUACGGACUUCUAUGGCCACUUCUGCAGAGCAUGGCUUUGUACAAGUUGUCCUUUCACGAAAAAUUCAAGUUGAGAUCGUCCGAGUUUCAUCGCUAGACAAAUGGGCCGAGGACUUUCCACGGCCUUCCAUUGCUUUGGGAACACCGCUCUCGAGAAUGAGGGUAGUUGUUGCCGAAGACCGAGAAACACCUUCGGUGUUGUGGCAUGCUCAUCAUGCCGCCUAUGAUAUGGCCACUCUCGAGCUCAUCGCCAAACAUCUUGGUGAUGUCGCAUCAGGAGCAGAGAUGCUCCCACAACCGCCUAAUUUUAAUUCAUUCGUCUCUUACAGUCUCGAGGUUCGGAAAAGCCCUGAUGGGAAGGCAUUCUGGUCGCAGCAGCUGCUGGACGUUCCAACUCCAGCCUUUCCCUACGCCGCUGAGGCUCUGGACUCAUCUCCAGAUCAGCUGGUCUCACCAUUCCGCACCAACGCAUUAUACACAUAUCCCCUGCCUCACACGGACACAAAAAUGAACUUUACCCAAGCCAACGUGUUUCGGGCAGCUUGGGCGUUCCUCCUCGGCUGCUACGAGCAUUCUAACGACGUGGUCUUCGGUGUGACAAAUGGAGGCCGGUAUGCACCAGUGGCAAAUUGCACCGGUAUCGUCGGACCCAUGAUAGCGACAUCACCAAUGCGCGUGAAGUUGGACUACUCGUCAACUGUGUCCGAGUUUCUCCAACAGACAAGUUUGCAGGCGGUCCAGAUCAACGACUGGGAGCAGGUCGGCCUGUCCGCCAUCCAUGACCUCGGGCCCGACGGCCAAAAGGCAUGCGGUUUCAGAACACUAGUCAAUGUACAGACCACAGACGCAAUGCGCCGCAGCCAAUUUUUAAUGGCCCCUGACGACGGCCCUGAAGAAGCCGACGCAAUGGACUAUGGUCUGGUGCUGGAGCUGUUUCCGCGCGAAGGCAGCACGGUGCCCCUGCGCCUGUCCUACGAUAACCGCGCCUUGCGUCACGAUCAGGUGUUCGAAAUUGCGAGGCAGCUCGAGAAGGUCAUCGCGGCCUUCACGGCUUACCCGGAGGCCACGCUGAACAGCGUUUCAGACAAUUUGGACGGCACAUCAGAUCGGGGUGGACUUGACGCCAGGAUCAGAAAGCAUGCGGCCGUCGAGUGUGGUGUCUUGGAUGAAAUGGUGCGAGAGGUCCACCUUUGCACUUCCACACAGGAAUACUCAAUGGAAGCAUCGCUCCAAAAUCCGUCUGCGUAUUCAUCACAGGUUGUUUUCAAGGUUUCGGAGGACGUUGGACGCGACGAGGUGGUGGUCGCGUUUGAAGUCUUCUAUCAGCAUGCACCGAUCCUCCGGACGCGUCUUUUCCGUGCCCCCGGCGGACGGCUCAUGCAAGUUGUUAUAGCAGAGCCUAUCGACUGGAGAGAGUGCCUCGACCUGGAAGACUACACCAUCUCCGAUGGUGAACUGGGCUUUAAGCUUGGAAGCCCACUUGUUCGCUUCGCGCUUGUACGUGGACUGCACCGAAACAGCAGAGUUCACUGGGUCGUCAUGACCGCACACAGUGCGGUCUUCGACACGGCCAAGACUCACAAGAUGCUCCAGUUCCUCAAUGCAGCAAUACCUGGGUCGGGCUUGUCUGUCCCGAGCACUCUGUUUACUCUCUCACCCAAGACCAGCUCAGAAGAUUCAGUCGACCAAGCCGAGACUCAGAAAGCCUUCUGGGCUCGAACGCUGCAGGAUUGUGCAACUCCAAACUUUCCUGAGAUCCCAGCGGCACAUGAGCCCCUAGCAAACUCCUAUGCACACAAGAACAUCAUGUUGCACAAACCCGCUCCAGGCUCAUCCUCGACACUGACCGCGUGGGUUCACGGUGCCUGGGCUCUAACCCUUUCGAAGUACCAGGACUCUGGCGAUGUCAUCUUUGGCGCCGCACUGGCAUCUGAUGAAGACGCGCAGCCGACUAUUGGACCCACGCUGGCGGUUGUACCGCAGCGCAUCAAUAUUGAUGACCUAGACUGUACAAUCUCCCAAUUCGUGGAAGCCGUGGAGGCUGACAUCCAGUCUGCGGCUGGCCAUGUCGAGUAUGGUAUUGAAAGCAUCAAGAAUGUGAGCGAUUCUUGCGCGGCGGCCUGCAAAUUCCAAAACCUCUUGAUCGUGCACUCUCAGCCCGGGAAUGACCGGGCUAGCGCCAGCAGCGCAUUCACUCUAGGUGAGGAGGCUGAGACCGGGAAGAAUCCGAGCCAGGUCGUACGGGACUACGCGCUUGUACUUGAGGUCACCUCAUCUGCAAGCGAUGGUACACUCACCAUGGAGGUUGGAUUCGACCCCAUGGUCCUGGAACAGGUGCAAGUCAGGCGUCUCUUGGACCACUUCGAGCACGUUCUGCUCCAGACCUGCGACAUCAGCUCUGAGUCUUGCCUGAGAGAUAUCUACCAUAUCGCUCCAUCCCAUUGGGAAGAGCUGCAGAAGUGGAACGGCAACGUCCCGGAACCCCUCGAGAAAGGUGUACAUGAGCUCUUCGAGAGUCGCGUGGACCUUCAGCCUGAUGAGCCAGCCAUUUGUGCCCGCGACGGCGAGUGGACGUACGCAGAGCUGGAUGCUGUCUCGGAGAAACUGGCCAGGUGGCUCCGUUCCAUGGGCGUGAAGUCUGGCUCUUACGUGCCUUUGCUAUUUGAGAAGUGCGGCCUCACCAUCGUCGCAAUGCUCGGAGUCCUGAAGGCGGGCGGCGCCAGCGUCGCCCUCGAUCCGUCGCAUCCUACGAAGCGGCUCCAGGGGCUUGUUUCUGGCAUGGGCGAGUGCAUUGUGGUCUCCAGUGGCCAGAACCGUGAGCUGGCGACAAGCCUUGGGCGUCGUGUCGUUGUGCUUGAUACCAACACGCUGCGGGCUUUGGCUGGGCGGCCUUCUCUUCCACGCUUGACGGAGGAGGUCGAAGUUGCACCCGAGACCACUGCCUUUGUUCUAUUCACGUCUGGCUCGACCGGAAUGCCGAAGGGAAUUUUGAUUCCCCACAAAGCCUUUUCUAGCAGUAUCCGAGGACAUGGUGAGGUCCUUCGCUUCACGACAGGUCCCGGAUCGCGCAACUUCCAGUUCACAGCAUACACUUCCGACGUGAGCAUUGGAGAGAUCUUCACCUCCCUUGCUCUGGGAUCCUGUGUGUGCGUCCCGUCAGAUUGGGACCGCAAAAACAACAUCGCCGGCGCCAUGCGGGAUUUCAAUGUGAAUUGGGCGUUCUUCACGCCAAGUGUCGCGACACUGCUGCGCCCUGCCGAAGUUCCCUCUUUGAAGACACUUGUCUUCGGUGGCGAGACGGCAUCUCCGGAUAACUUCAAGACCUGGGCCCCAUACUUGUACCUGAUCAACAGUUUUGGCCCAGCGGAGACAUCCAUCUGGUCGCACUGCAUCCCACGCCCUGUCGAGCUGAGCGACUUCGGCAGCAAUAUCGGCUAUGGCGUCAGCUGCGCAACCUGGAUCACAGAUCCCGAUGAUUACAACAAGCUGCUCCCGAUCGGGGCCAUUGGCGAGCUGCUCACCGAAGGCCCUAACGUCGCCGCUGGAUACCUGAACGCAACCGAAAAGACUAACGCGACGUUUGUGACGAACCCUGCAUGGAUGCCAGCUGACCGGAAGUCUAUGAGGAUAUACAGGAGUGGUGAUCUUGCCCGCUUCCUGCCAAAUGGCAUGGUUCAGUUUCUCGGCCGGCGCGACCAUCAAGUCAAACUGAACGGUUUGCGAAUCGAGCUUGGAGAGAUCGAGCAUCAAAUCCGGCAGAAGGUUCCCGACAACAUGCUUGUCGCCGUCGAUGUGGUCACUCCGCACCCAGUGGGCUCAGCACGAAUUUUGGCCGCGUUCAUCGCGCCCAAGGAUCCUCUCCAGACCACAGACCAGGGAGAGAACAGCGCCGCCAUCUCCUCCUCAGCCGACCCGGAGGCCCAAAAGCUCCUUUCCCUCCUGGUGAGCGAGACCUCCGAGAUAAUGCACGACGCCCUCGACGGACUGGAGGACGCCCUGAUCUCCUCGCUGCCACGACACAUGGUCCCCACCGCGCUCGUUCCCCUGCGCGAGAUGCCUCUUACUGCAUCCGCCAAGACAGACCGAAAAGUCCUAAAGCAACUCGCGUCCAUGGUCCCCACCGCGGAGCUGGUUCGCCUGGGAACGAGUGGCAAGACGCGGCAGUUGCACGCCCCCGGAACUGUGAUGGAGCGCGUGCUCGCGAGACUGUGGGGAGUCGCACUCGGCCGCGAGCUUGAGCUCGACGUGCGGGACAGUUUCUUCAAGAUUGGCGGUGACUCGCUUUCCGCGAUGCGUCUUGUCUCCUUGGCUCGGCGUGAUGGAAUCAAGGUCUCCGUGGAGCAGAUCUUCAAGCGCUCUGUACUUCAGGACAUGGCGCAGGUGGCGAUCAUGGCUGACAACGAACGUGAGGACGAUGGGGCUGCGGUUCAUGGCUCAGAUUCUCCUUCAAGCAUUACUGUCGCCCCGUACGCGACUGUUGGGGGCACUGAAGCAGCAGGGUCCGGCCUCCUCCAGUCUGCGGCGGACCAAUUGGGCAUAGAGGAGAGCGACAUCGAGGAUAUCUAUCCUUGCACCUCCCUGCAAGAGGGACUCCUGGCCGUCUCUCAAGAUGCCAAAGGAAGCUAUGUCGCCCAGAUGGUACACGAGCUGUCGCCUGACACCGACCUCCCUCGGUUCCAGAAGGCAUGGUCCACCGUAUUGGAAAAUUGGCCGAUUUUGAGAACUCGCUUCUUCCCUUGGCUUUUGGAUGAUGGCAGUGUGCGGCUUAUGCAGGCGGUCGUCAAGUCGAAGCCCCGUUGGUUGAAGCCUCGCAGCCUGAACGACUACCUGAAGCUUGAUGCAAGGGACAAGAUGCAGACUGGUGACAGCAUGCUCAGGCUGGCGGCUUUCCAAGACAAGAAGACUCAAAAGCACUACUUCGUCAUGACCAUCCACCAUGCUGUGUAUGACGGGUGGAUGUUGGGUCUACUUUUGACAGCUGUUCGGCGCGCCUAUUCCGGCAUGCCAAAGCCAACGACUAUCCCGUACAACGUCUUCAUCAACCGGCUCGAGGCUACAGACGCCGAGAAGAGCCAGAGCUACUGGCAGCGCUACGUCAGUGGUGCUCCCCGACUGUCUUGGCCUGAGCUGCCAGCAUUGGACUUCCGACCCAAGUCCAACUGCGUACAGACGAUCACCUCAUCUCUGCCCGGUGACAGAAGCGCCAAGAGCUUUACGCCGACGACAUGGCUGCGCACAGCGUUCGCUAUCCUUCUCGGGGCGUACUCAUGCACUGAUGAUGUUGUCUUUGCCUCGACUGUGUAUGGACGUGCGUCUGGUCUCUUGUCCUCGGCCGAGCUGGUGGCCGGUCCAACACUGGCCACUAUCCCAGUCAGGGUUGGCAUUGAGCGAGAGAGGCUGAUAGAUGAGCUCAUGGCGGAAGUUCAGGCCGAUUCAGCGGAGAUGCUGGCCCACGAGCAACAUGGCAUGCAGAAGAUCAGGCGCUACAACAUGGAGGCUCUGGCAAGUGUAGAUGCACAGAGUCUGCUGGUCAUACAGAUUGAUGAACCCCAUGCCGCCGCACCCCAGAACGUGGACACAGAGGCGGCUGAUGGACUCAAGUUCACAUCAACACCCCCCUCUGGGUUGGAGAAUGGCUUCCUCAGCUGCGCACUCGUGCUCGAAGCCACCGUCUCGGGUGACGGCCUCCAUCUCGUUGCAACUCAUGACGACCAGGUACUUCAGCCUGAUGAGGUGCAGAGAUUCCUCCGCCAGAUGACCCACAUCGUGAACCAACUGUGCAACGACAGCUCAGAAGGUCGCCGCAUCGCUGAUCUGAGCCUCGCAGCGCCUGAGGAUGUUGAGGAGAUGCACAAGUGGAACGGUGUUGUCCCAGAACCAAUGCAGGCUCUGGUCCACGAGCUUUUCCGCGCGCAAGCUCAAGAGCAGCCUGAUGCUGAAGCCCUUGUCUCCUGGGAAGGAGUUCUCACGUUCAAAGAGCUGGAUGAUCUGUCUGAACGACUAGCAGGUCAUCUCUGGGACUCGUGUGGGCUGCGACCAGGCAUGCGAGUGCCUCUCAUAUUCGAGAAGAGCAUGUGGGCGGUUGUUGCGAUGAUGGCUGUGCUCAAGGUUGGAGCAGCCAACGUUGCACUCAACCCAGCCCAGCCCCCUGAGACUCUACGGUCGCUCGUCUCGGACGUUGAUGCCGAUUUUGUUCUUUGCAGCGAGAAGAACAUUUCCCUUACUCAAAGUAACUUCACCAAUUUUUUCUGCGUCGGGCCAUCGAUCCGCAAUCACGACGUCUUGGUCGGGAAAAAUGAUGCGCAAGGAAGCAUUACCCCUGAGAACCUAGCCUUCCUUCUCUUCACCAGCGGCAGCACCGGCAAGCCCAAGGCCAUCAUGAUCGACCAUUGUGCAUUUAGUAGCAGCAUGCGCGGCCAUGGUGAGACCCUGUGUUACAAUAAAGGAGGAAGGAAUCUGCAGUUCACGGCUUAUACCUCGGAUGUGAGCAUUGGUGAAAUUUUCACCUCGCUAACUCGUGGUGCCACGGUUUGCAUCCCUUCGGAUGAAGAACGUAUGAACGAUUUGGCCGGUGCCAUGGAACGCAUGCGCGUCGACUGGGCUUUCCUCACGCCCAGUGUUGCGUCUCUGCUGAACCCAGAUCACGUACCGAGCUUGCGAACGCUGCUGUAUGGAGGCGAGACAGCCACUGUUACCAAUGUGAAGACGUGGGCCAAUAGGCUGCAUCUCAUCAACUCGUUCGGCCCGGCAGAGACGUCCAUCUGGAGUCAUGCGCACCCUCACUUCACCGAGGCGGACAUUGGGUCUGAUAUCGGGUGGUCCAUGGGCUGCGCCACUUGGAUCGUGGAUCCCGAUGACUACGGACGGAUCAUGCCUAUCGGAGCCAUUGGAGAGUUGGUGGUUGAGGGUCCUAACGUUGCGGCCGGAUACUACAACAACCCUGAAAAAACGAAGCACGCAUUUGUCAAGAGCCUGCCAUUCCUACCGGAGAACAGGCGCAACCGCAUCUACCGCAUGGGAGAUCUGGCGCGCUGGAUGCCGGGUGGGCGCGUACAGUUCUUGGGCCGUAAGGAUACGCAGGUCAAGCUCCAUGGUCUGAAGGUUGACGUAGGUGAGGUCGAGAACAAGAUUCGCGUCGCCAUGGAUGGGGGAGUCGGACUCGAGGUGGCAGUUGAGAUGAUCGAGAACCCGUCCGACUCGUCCGACUCGCGCCUGGUCGCCUUCAUGAACACCACGCCAGCUGGCCAGCCUCAGGACCGUGAUAAUGUGACGGUUGUCGCAGACGACUUGACCCUCCAGAGCUUUGUCGAGCGCACCAAAGGGCUCCGAGCUGACCUCGCCGCUGUCCUACCAGCCUUCACGAUUCCCAGCUUCUUCGUCCCUCUGACAAGCAUGCCUCUCAGCGCGUCAGCCAAGACAGAUAGAAAGCGCUUGCGCGCACUUGUCGCGGACAUAGGAUUCGCCAGCCUUGCUCGCUUUGCUCUUUCUACUAAACGCACGGUACAGGCACCGCAGAGCAAGACGGAAAAGCUGCUGCACAAGAUGUGGUGCACGGUGCUUGGUCUCGCCCCUGAGGACUUUGGCGUGGAGGCUGAUUUCUUCGAAUGCGGUGGUGACUCUAUCGCAGCUAUGAAGAUGGCUUCCCUGGCGCGUGCGGGUCAAGUGUCGCUGGCUGUGCAGGAUGUGUAUGACCACCCCGUCCUCGGUGCGCUGUCACGGCUGUUGGAAGGCAGGUCGGCUACACCUCAGGGUGUGUCUCUGCCAGAUGUUCCUCCUUUCUCGUUGCUUCCCAAGUCAGUCAAUCUGGAGCUUCUGAAGAUCAGGGCCGCAGACUUCUGUGGUUCACAGCCGCAGGGUGUGGUCGAUAUCUACCCACUGACCGCGACCCAACACUCCAUCGUGCAGCAGACUCUUUCUCGCCCGGGAGCGUUCUGGUUGCAAAACGUCUUUGAGAUCCCUGAAACUGUCGACAUUGAUCGUCUCGAGCGAGCAUGGCGCCUUGUGGUGGCAUCUCAUGCGAUCCUCCGCACUCGCAUUAUUCAGAACCACGACGGCGAGCUUCUGCAGGUAGUCAUGGCAUCGCCUGGCGAGAUCAUGCACGCCAACUGCCCUUCAACAAAUGUCGACACUUUCAUUGCUUUUGAUAAGCACAGAGAGCUUGGUUUCGGACGUCCUCUGACACGUGCUACCUUGCUGAACAAGAAGUGGUUUAUCCUGGCCCUGCACCAUUCCACUUAUGAUGCCUGGUCGAUGAGCAAGGUUUUCGAAUCUCUCGAGCUAGAGUAUGCUCGCCUGGCGGAAGCUGGCUCGGGAGAAACUGAAGUCACUCAAGAACAAGUCAGCUUCAAGCAUUUCGUCAAAGCACUCCAGGACAAAGACCAUGAUGCAGCCACUGCGUUCUGGCGCAACACCAUGGCUGGUGCAUCAACACGACCAUUCAUCCCCCUCAAGUCAGCAGACGACCGAUCGACAAGGUGCCUCCUGCAACACACCAUCGCAUUGCCUUCCACGACGUCCGCCACGCGAGCCCAUGGUACUCAGGCCGAGCUGGCAUACGCUGCGAUUGGUCUGGCCCUGCACCAGCAGCUCCAGACCCCGGACACAGUCCUGCGCCUCGUGUCGACGGGUCGCACGUCAACCACCGUGCCAGGCAUCGAGGACCUCGUCGGCCCGACGGUGACGAGCGUGCCCCUGCGCAUGCAGCACACGGACAGCACCUCAACACUGGGCCGCUUCGUCUCGCACGUGCGCGACCAGCUGCGCGCCCUCGCGCCGCACGAACACGUCGGCUUCGAGGAGGUGGCGCGCGUGCACCCCGACGCCGAGGCAGCAUGCGCCGUGGCGCCUCAGGUGGUUGUCCAUCCGUUCGAUCCGUAUGCCGAGCAGGCUGCGGGUGGUAUCGGUCUGAAGAGGAGGGAGCUCUCUGUGUUUAACGAUGAUGGAGCGCCGUUCACCAUUGACGUGUCUCUGGUCUCGAAGGGCAAGGUGCUGGAGGGCAUGAAUGUGCGUGCCCUGUUUUCUGAUUCGGUGAUUGAGGAGCAGGGUGUGAGGAGGCUUGUUGCUGUGCUGGAUGCCGUUGUGCGGGCUAUGGUCGAGGCCAAGGAUGACGUCUCCGUGGGUGAGCUACUGUCUGCUGUUGGGUAUCCGGAUUUGGAGAAGGCUCAGCGGGAGAUGACCCUGACACGAGCCGCCAGGUAA